CCGCCGAACAGUCGACAAUCGACGACCGAACGCGAUCGAAGCUGACGGGCUCCGGUAGCAGUCGUAAAACCCCCAUCGCAGUGUGCUGUGUGUGCGACCGUGCACGCGUUUUUCGGCGCCGAAACGACUACGCGGUAAUGUGACUUCCUCCUCCGCCACCCCCGAGUGUUUUUUUUUGUUUUUUUUUCUUUACUGUUUUUAUUAUUAUCGCUGCCGUUGAGUUUUUGACGUUGGGAUAUUUGUUGAUAUAUUGUGUGUUGUUUAUCGUUUCCCCGGACUAUUUGGUGUUUGAUGUUUUUUUGGCCGUCCUGUCGUCGUCCGAACCGCCGAAGACAACCAGUCAUAUCGGAGAGGCAUUCGUCUAGCGCGACCGUAACCGUCCACGCUGCAUUCCACCUCUGAUGACCGUAGAGCCGACUCCGGAGGCCACCACAACACGAACACGCGUCCAGCGAUGACUAUGGCCGAGACAGCUCUGGAGUCCACAGCGCCCCCGCACGACAAGGCCAACAAUAACCACCCGUUGGUCGUGAAUCACAACCAUCGGCCCGCGGCCAAGCAACGCAAGCGGAAGCGGCUCAGUCAGGUACUGGACAAGCUGACCGGCGCUGCCGGACAAUCAGAAGAAGAGGAACCGUCCACCAACAACAACCUCUACAAUAACAACAAAGGCGACGCGGACAUCGGCGGGGCGGGGUUGAAGAAGAAGCACUACCCUGGUGACGUGUUCAAAUUCGAACCGCCAGAGAAGUUGAAAUCUGCCAGCGAGGACGACGACGUAUUCAGUCCUGCUAGUUCGAGCAAUAAGUCGCCGCACAGCUCGACCGAAUCGCCGAGGAUCAGUUUUAGCCCAUUAAGAAUCAAAGAGGACGACGCUAGUUCGUCGCCGCCGCUUUUUCAACGACCGCCGGCAUGUCCGUGCUACCAGUGCGUCACGGGGGUCGGCCACCAUCCCCCGCCGCUUCACCCUUACGACAGGUUUUUUCCCGCGUCGCCGAUAUCGCCGUUGACUCCCGCGUCGCCGGCUCCGUCGUAUAGUUUCGAACGUUAUCUCCACUCAAAGUACCUGCCAGAUAUAUUCAGACGAAGGAGCCACUCCGAUUCCGAUUUGCCCUUAUGGUUGGAGUCGGCGAAAGGGGACAAGGGUCGCCCGAACCCGCCUCACCCAUUCGCUAUAUCACCCGCCGGCAACAACGCCGACGCGGAGAUUUCAACCCCGCAGGAGUUCCCUUUGGACUUGUCGAUGAAAGGCAUCAAAGCCAGGGAAAGGAUGGCCAGUUUGGAGUGUCUGAUACCGACACCGCUGCAGCUGCUUCCUCCUGGCUUUUUACCGCCCAGGGGGGCGGUAUCGGUGCCCGUCGUUAAAGGAGACGUCGCUUCGCCGACUACUAAAGAGUCGGUAGCUUCGAGGUACAAUUUGGAAGUGUCUCCCGUGGUGGAAGAGAUGCCGCCCGGUUCGGACGUAGCAUUCGUGUGUCCAGUCUGCGGUCAGAUGUUUAGCUUGCACGACCGGUUAGCGAAGCACAUGGCGUCGAGACACAAGAGUCGGCAAAACUCGGGCGAGACCACCGCCAAGGCGUACCUCUGCGAGGUGUGCAAGAGGUCGUUCGCGAGGAGCGACAUGCUCACGAGACACAUGAGGCUGCACACAGGGGUGAAGCCGUACACUUGCCGGGUAUGCGGACAAGUCUUUUCGCGUUCCGAUCAUCUAUCGACGCACCAGAGGACCCACACGGGCGAAAAGCCUUACAAAUGUCCGCAGUGUCCAUACGCUGCUUGCAGGAGAGACAUGAUCACCCGUCACAUGAGGACUCACACGCGUUACGAACCAGAAUCCCUCAAUAGUCAGCCCGUUGUUAAGACUGAAGCACACUGAUUCGACCCGACGCGAAACGUUGUGAUAAAUUUCGAUUUUUUAUUUCGGUUUAAAUAGUACAGGGUGUUGAACAAACGUGUCUCGAUGUUGAAUGAAAUGUAUACACUAAGAAACCGCUCGUUUCGCAGGAUUUUCGUACUUAGAGGUGAUGCUCCAAGUAACCUUUCAUCCAGAAACCUUAUUCGCCUUCUCUGAGAAGAAGGAGAUAUUUGUGGAACCUUCAGCCUUAUAUCCUUUUACAGAAAAGAAAAAUACCUCAUUGUCUUUUACACAUCAGUAUCCUCAAUCGUACAAGAGGGAAGUCGUUGAAACAAGAGUAGAAGAAGACAUCUUCUUAAUAUGGUGUGCCUUUCCGGUUCAAUCUUCAGUUUUGAAUUUUGUAGUCGACAAGAUUGUGGUUAAGUUGUCUGGGUCUAAUGAAAUCGAAAUUUCAUUGAUUGCGUUCAAAAGUAUCACUUCUAAGUUGGACGAGAGGUUUUUGGAACACGUACUUAUAGCUCGAGCUUAUCUCGCGUGUUUCUCCUCGGUGAGGUCCCAAGUGAGUGUCUCAUUCUGCCUUAUGAUGAUAUGAGCAACGGCGGUCGACUGAGGUGAAACACAUUGAAGAAACCGCGCAAGUACGUAAAGACGAUUGGCGGGGAAUUCAGUUGCGGCAAAUAACUAUCUAAAAAAAAUCAGUGUUCUAUGUCAUGGAUGUCAAUUGUCUUUUUUCCCUUAUUCGGGCCGAAAUUGUCGCGAAUCUAGUCUUCCUCUCCUUUUUUCGCCCUCAUUCCGGUAGUGGGGGUACAGAAGAAUUUACGCACCCCCCAACUCGUGACGUAACAAGGAUAACACGAUUUAGAUACGAAUACACUGUGAUAUUUGUAUGUACGUACGGUCGAUACGAUCAAAUGAAACUCUAGAGGGACUAGCUAGUACUUCAGUUGUCUAUUUUUGAUAUUACAAAAAAAAUAAUGUGAUUUUUGACUUGUUUGAACGCUAUUAAGUUUUUUGUUAGAGUGUUGCGAUGCACAGGGUGGCGCGUUUAUCUUUGGGCCACUUGCCUCGUCGCAGAAAGUGUAAUAAUAGAGUUGCAUGAUAUGCAGUAUUGUUCUGUGAAAACCACGAGUUCUCUUUUUCUCUCUAUUUAACCUGUGACCACAGUUGAACUAAGCCAAAUCGUCUCGUUAACUUUUUUGAGAUUAUGGAAAAAUAAUAAAUAACAACAUAACAACCAUGAUAUGAUAGACUAUAUUAUUUAAGUUUGACGACUGCAUAAACUUUUUGUAAAAUAAAAAUGCGCAAGAAAUAUGACAAUAAAAAAUUUAGCUCUUGGUUUUUACGAAAUGCCGUUUAAAAUAUAAAAUAUUUAAAAAAUAUUAGGCUUUCUGAGAUUGGGUUUGUUUCACUAGGGUCGAUUAGCUCGGAAAUCAGCGUGCGGCAAGCGUUUGUAAGGUGAUCAUUUUGUUUCGGUAUAUUUUCAAAGCGUAAGGAAGUUGGUGACGUCAGUACGGACCCUCGUGAAAUGAACUUGUAGUGUUCACAGAUACGCGGACCAACCAAUAUAAAAAAAUAAUAAUGCGAGUUGUUGUGUUGAAUUGGCAAAGUUUAAUUAUCGUCAUCGAGUGCCACGGCAGUUGUUGUUACCCUGUUCCUACGAAUCGAAUGUUUUCUCGAAGAAAAUUUGUGCCACUCGUACGGGGUCAGUUCGCGCUCAAAACCGCAUACAUUUCGGACGCCCCGUACACCCAUACGUUAACUUAUUGUAAAUUUAUUGUAUUUAUUAAGUGAAAGUCUUCGACAGAAACGGCCGUUACACGGUUUUUAUUUUUUAAGUUUUUGUAUUUAUUUUUCCCUGUCUACCUUUUUUUCCUCCUUUUUAUUAAACAAAAAAAAAGGGCCGCGACCGCGGCGCCGUGUACAAAGCAUAGAUACUUAAUUUAAUUUGUUACUUUUUUUUGUAUUUCCUUUGGUUUUUUCGCCACGAUUUUCCGAAAAUAAACUUUUUGAUUUUUACGGUUUUUUUUUGUUUCUGUUCCGUUGCCUCUUUCGCAAAUCGGUGCCCGGCUGUUAGACACACACGCAGACACAAAUGGAAAACCUUUUACCGUAAACGUUGUGCCUUUUUCGUAAAUUGUAUUGAGAAAAUUUACACACACCUUUACUUGCUUUUAGGCCUAAACUUUUUCCGAGAGUGAGUGUAUUAUCUUGCGGCGGAAUUUUUAUAUAACGUCCCGCCCGACGGGACGUCCGUUAACGCGGAAAUAAAGUUUUAUG
Molecule: messenger RNA, 4132 nt
Organism: Cylas formicarius (sweet potato weevil)
Lineage: Eukaryota; Metazoa; Arthropoda; Insecta; Coleoptera; Brentidae
Gene: klu
Product: zinc finger and SCAN domain-containing protein 10
Exons: 3
Coding region: 455-1876 (473 amino acids)
Biological process (GO): regulation of transcription by RNA polymerase II
Molecular function (GO): RNA polymerase II cis-regulatory region sequence-specific DNA binding; DNA-binding transcription factor activity
Source: RefSeq, a predicted model, not a curated record